Lodderomyces pseudojiufengensis is the source of this 1161-nucleotide messenger RNA. RefSeq lists its product as uncharacterized. The transcript has a single exon. NCBI's taxonomy places the organism in Eukaryota, Fungi, Ascomycota, Pichiomycetes, Serinales, Debaryomycetaceae. The record is from RefSeq and is a predicted model, not a curated record. The coding region runs from base 1 to 1161 and encodes 386 amino acids.
AUGAAGAUUGAAGAAUUACCAGAUGAGUACACCAACAGUAGUAAUGAUAUUAAUAAAUGUUUUGAGAAACUAAAAGAUCUAAAUCAUUCAUCACAAUAUUAUCAUCCAUAUCUACUAGAUCUAAACAAUUCUACAAUAAUUUUAAAUUUACAACAAAUUCAAAUAUUAUCAUUACAUUCAAAUCCAAAUUUAUCAUGGAGUUCACUUGAAAAUUCACAACUAGUACAGGCUAUCAUAUCUAAGAACAAUAUAACUCAUCUACUACCUCAAUAUAUCAACAAUUAUUUUCGUCCAAAAUUACAAGAAAUUGAAAAAUUAGUUAAAUUAAGUUCAAAAUUACAACAACUGUCAUUAAGACCAAGAUUAACAUUUCAAGAUAAUAAAUUUGAUUCAAUUCCAUUAGCUCAAGCUUGGUUUUUAAUAACUUUCCAAAAUGAUUCAGAAAUUCAAUUGUUACUGUUAUUAUUAAUUAUAGAUACUUUAAAAUUUGAUAUUGAUACCAAAAUUCAAGCAUGUAAAUUAUUAGAAUAUCUACAAUCUAAAGAGAUCAAACUUACUCCAUCUAUCAAGAACUUAAUAAAUCCAUUAAGAACGAAUUUAGGUAAAUGUUUAACUCAUGUUCCUCCAAUUACGCCAGAUAAUGAAUCUUUAAAUUUACUUUCAAUAGUAUAUCCAUGUUUAUAUGAAUUAGAUAAAAAAUUUGGAUCAAAUUUAAAUUUUAUUGAAAUAAUAAGUCAGAUACUAACAUCAUUAAAUUAUGUUCAUAAUUAUCCAAAUUUAAUGAUAUUUUUAUUAAAUCAAUUAUCAAUUGUUAUAAAACAAAUUAAACUAGACGUAUUAAUAAGUAUUUCAAAGAUAUUUUAUACUUUAAAUAAUAUUAUAACAAAUUUAAAUUAUUUAGAACAAUAUCCCCAAAUUAUCAAAGCUGCAUUAAAUGUUGAAAAUGAUAUGCUAACACUGAUAGAUAAUCCAAUCAUUUAUUCCUUUGUAUAUGAUUUAAUUGGAGCGUAUGGAAUACUACUAAAAAGAGUUUCAAAAUAUGAAAUCAAUGGAUUUAAAGAUAUAAUUAUAAGUCAAAACUUGAAAAGUUUGCAGGAAUUGGCUUCAAAAUAUGAUAAAUUGAAUGAAUUUAAUGAUUUAUGUACAUAUAUACAACAAUGA